Messenger RNA from Ilex paraguariensis (yerba mate), 1677 nucleotides. The record is from the annotation of a GenBank genome assembly. Lineage: Eukaryota; Viridiplantae; Streptophyta; Magnoliopsida; Aquifoliales; Aquifoliaceae.
AUGUAUCCUGUCGACAGGUGCAUGGACUCAUAUCCCUAUCAGACGAAUAAAAUGCAUUACGCCCCACAUUAUCGUCCAAGCUUUGACGAUGUCUCACAACAAGUGAAUGUUCCAGCCAACUCUCGUGCAACAUGUGAAUCUUGGCCUUAUGGUGGCUUUCCAUAUCCUGUGGAAUGUCAUGGCUGCUUUAACCAUAACUAUUUCCCUGGUUACUAUGGUUUCAGACCUCCUUAUCCUUAUUUUCCACUACAAUCAUCGUUUCAAUGUUAUGGAAGUUACCCUGCAUUCCCAGGAACCUAUCCGACUCACUAUUUUCCUCCUCAGUGUGCAAGGGUGCAGCCAAGGUAUGAAUACGCAAAGGAUAUGCCUAGAGACCAUCAUUGCUGUGGAUGUCCUAAUCAUCAAUGCAACCAAAAAGGAGAUAAAAAUCUGAGGAUUGAAGAACAAGAACCCGAUGCUGAAAAGAAAAGCAAUGAUUCCUUGGUUCCUUCCGAGUUGAAAAACUAUCUGUAUCCAGUUAUGUGUUUCCACCUGCAAGGAGGGGAUGAGAGGAGAAGCAAAUGUCAGCAGAAUGAGGAAAAUAGUCCCUUCCCUUUUCCAAUAUAUUGGAUGCCUUACAAGCCUGAGGAAGUGAAAAGAAAAGACCUUAAGGAAACAAAGGGACAACAAAGCGAAGAAAAUUCUGGCAGUGAGGUUGGCUCUAAGGUGAUGGAUAAAAAUGCUGUUAAAAAAAUAAUUCCAGUGAAACAAGUGCAACAGCAUGAGGAAAAGAAGGCUUCUGAAGAAGGUGACAGAGAAGCUAGAGGUGUUCCUGUUAUGCUCUCACGUGCUGAAGAGAAAAUAUCUUCUGAAGAUAGUGCCAAAAGACUGUCUUCUUCCCCGCUAAAGACAGCCAAGUUACCUUCCGUCUGUUUGAGGGUUGAUCCCUUGCCAAGGAGGAAAAGCAAUAAAGGCAGUUCAAGGUCUCCAAGUCCUCCUGGUGACAAGGGUAAGCAAGAGGAGUUGUCAUUAGACGGUUCCAAGUCUCCUACCUCAACUGUAAUGAAAGAAAGCUCUGAACGAAAUAUGCAAUCACCGGAUUGUACACUAGACUACAGCAAGGAGGUAGAGCCCUGCAAAACCAAGACCAAAACUAUUAAAGUUGUUGAAGGGACAGCCAGGCAAGAGAGAAAUGAUUUGGAUGUGGCUCGAACUGAGGGACCUUUUAUCCUGCCCCUUAAAUCUCAGGAAGCCAGACUGGGAGACAACGUUAUGGAGGGGAAGAAUUCUGGUCAAGCAAUUGAGCCAGAAAAGGCAACAUUAGAUGGGCAAAUUUGUGAUGAUGCAUGGCAGAGUGGAGAGGAUAAAGAAGCUACAAAGUCAAAAGAGGAUAACACUGACGAAGCACAUAAAGGAAAGAGGAAGAAAUUAUCAGAUGCUGAAGCCGUUACUAUUAUCCAGUCGGCAUACUGUGGCUUUGAACUGAGGAAAGGGGAACCAUUGAAGAAACUGAAGCAGAUGGCUGAAGUCGGUGAACAAAUGGCCGAGGUUAAGAAAUGUAUUCAUGCUUUUGAAUCUUCAUCCGACCUGGAGGUUGAUGAAAAACAAAAAGCAGCAGUUGGAGAAACUAUAAUGGGCCUUUUACUGAAGCUCGACACCAUUCAGGUAUGUGUACAAGUAAUAUUAGGGCAAAACUAG